Messenger RNA from Megalobrama amblycephala (Wuchang bream), 2573 nucleotides. It is a transcript of the gene b3galt10.1, whose product is annotated as beta-1,3-galactosyltransferase 10, tandem duplicate 1. Lineage: Eukaryota; Metazoa; Chordata; Actinopteri; Cypriniformes; Xenocyprididae. Bases 1082 to 2431 code for a protein of 449 amino acids. Gene Ontology annotation, molecular function: N-acetyl-beta-D-glucosaminide beta-(1,3)-galactosyltransferase activity. The record is from RefSeq and is a predicted model, not a curated record. The transcript is spliced from 2 exons. Gene Ontology annotation, cellular component: membrane.
UAGGAAAAUUUACAUUUGAAUAAUGUUGUCAGCCAAAAUGUGUGAUUGCUAUAAGUAAUCAUCAGCUUGUAUUUUCAUUAUUAGCCAUUUAAUGGUGCAACUGUGUUUAUGUUUUGUACGUUUUCGAAGACGUGACAUCGACUAUGACAAAUCUGUGUCAUAUGAUGACAUGAGUCCACUUGGACUCCACUUUUAUCCAUUAUUAAGUUCUGUGGCUAGUGGAUUGUUAAACCUUUAUGCAUGGCUGACCUUUUUCACUUAAAUGUAAUUUGAUCAUUUCAAACGCUGAUUUGAUAUCUGCCAUGCACAAUGGAUACAUGCUAAGACUAUGGCCUGUAACGGCCUGCCUGAGUAUUUUAAUGAAAUGUAUUUGCACAGGAUAUUUUAUCGAACAUAUUUUUACCAGUACCAAGUGCCUUCUGUUGUAAGGUCGUUAUUGACGAAAUACAAUGUAUUAAAUACAUUUGGAUGUAUAUUAUAUUGUCAGUUCAUUUAUGUGUAUUUUACCAAAUUUAGUUCAAUAGGCUUCUAUCGUAAAUGUUUUUUUGUUUUUUGUUUUUUACAUGUUUUUGACGUUGAGGCUAAUGUCUCAUGAAGUCUUACCAUACAACAGGACGUCUGUCAAUGUGACCGGAAUGAGAUUUAUAAAAUUGAGGACUGUGACACAUAAGUCCAAUAAAGAGUGCAAUGACCAAAGUGUGUACAGUGUAUUUAUUUAAAGGGGAUUAAAGAGUUAGUUCACCCCAAAAUGAAAAAUAUCAUUAAUCAAUACCCUCAUGUUGUCAGAUUUAUGUUAAAUUUAUGUUAUCAAGUUCUAUGGAGGGACAGAAAGCUGUCAGAUUUCAUCAAAAAGUUCUUCAUUUGUGUUCAGAAGAUGAAGAAAGGUCUUACGGGUUUGGAACGACAUGAGGGUGAGUAAGUAAUGACAGAAUUUUCAUUUUGGGGCGAACUAACGCUUUAAAAGUUUUUACAUUUAUUGUCACAGGGGUAAAUGUUUUGUUAGUUUAUACACGUCAAUCAGCAGAAGUAUAUUUGCUUUUAGUAUUUCGACAGAAAAUGAACUGCUUUCCAUUAACUAUGUAUGGAGAAAUUGCAGCCUACUAGCCCAACCCCCUUCCGCAGUGUCAGUAAACACCUGUAUGAGGUGGGAGGGGGCGGGGCCACCUAUAAUUCUAAGGCAGCUUUAAGGCUCAGGUUUUCAGCUAAAUGGGCCACAUUGAUUGCCCUGAAUCCAGAUGCACACACACACCAAGACAUGGAGGUGAAACUUUCCAACGGAUAUGGCUGGAAGAGAUGCAGUUUGGCUCAGGAAAGAGCCUCACAUGGGUGUCACUUUAAAAAAGGAUUCAUUCUGCUGCUCACAUUGACAUUCUUAUUGUCUGCCAUUAAUUACUUCUCUGAUUUCUCUCUCAAGUCUGCUGUGCCUCCUCACACCUUGUAUAAAAAUGUGGUAAAUCAGAUACGCUCCUAUUACAUGGUUAUUGAGUUCCCUUCUGGCCGUGAUAACCAAACAAUAUUUUUAGCACCUGCACCCGCACCCAAAGCUAAUCAACAAGUCCAACAAACAGCUACACAAAUGCCUACACAAACCACAGACAUUUCACUACAUUAUCACAUAGCUCAUCCAAGCAAUUAUCAUUUCAUCCUGGAUGAACCUGAUAAAUGUAAGCAGAGUCCGUUCCUGGUCUUGAUGGUUCCUGUUGCGCCCAAUGAGGUUGCAGCUCGUAACGCCAUCCGGAGCACGUGGGGGAAUGAGAGCACAGUCCAGGGAAAAGCAGUGAUUACGCUGUUCUUGGUGGGUUUGACUGGAGGAUCCGACUCUGAAAAAGUUCAACAGCAGCUGGAGGAAGAGAGCCGACAACACAGAGACUUACUGCAGAGCAACUUUGUGGACUCGUACUUCAACCUUACCAUAAAGACGAUGGUGAUCAUGGACUGGCUGGCCACUCGUUGCCCUCAAGCGACUUUCAGUAUGAAGGUUGAUUCUGACAUGUUCUUAAACCUGGAAAACCUGAUGACCCUCCUAAUGGCACCCGACACACCCAGACAGAACUACAUCACUGGAGUGGUGAUGCGGAACCGGCCUGUCAUCAGAAACCAAAACUCAAAAUGGUACGUGUCAGAGGAGCUGUACCCCGAACCGAACUACCCCACGUACCUGCUAGGAAUGGGAUAUGUUUUUUCCAACGACCUGCCAGAAAAAAUAGUUGAGGCUUCCAAGGUCGUAAAGGCCUUUAACAUAGAAGACGCAUAUGUGGGUGCUUGUCUGAAACAGUUGGGCGUUGCACCCUCAUCCCCCCCAAACCCUUCACAGUUUAAAACCUACAUGGGACAAUAUAAACGAGAGGAUUUUUUUGGGGUCAUUACAACAAUAUUGGGAUCCCCACAGCAGCUAAUAGACAUCUGGAAGGACAUAAAGAGGCCCACAUAAAAGGAAUCAAAUUUGAAUGUUUAUUGGUUGCCUGAAUUUUAAAGGGCUAUUUGUAUGUAUAGGUCAUGAAGUAAAUAGUUAUUUUUAAAUGUAUAUUUUAACUUAUUUUUUCCUUUUAGAUUAUGUUUUAUGUGUGUGUGUG